Messenger RNA from Plasmodium fragile, 4509 nucleotides. RefSeq lists its product as uncharacterized. The transcript has a single exon. The record is from RefSeq and is a predicted model, not a curated record. Lineage: Eukaryota; Apicomplexa; Aconoidasida; Haemosporida; Plasmodiidae. The coding region runs from base 1 to 4509 and encodes 1502 amino acids.
AUGAAAGGAAAAAAAACGAAUUACAGAAGUGAGUCCAUUUUCUCCGCCAACAGGAAUCUCUUUGAAGUACUGGAGACAAUAGACGAUGAAAAGGAAGCAAAGAGAAGUGCAAACUUUUUUAAUAACAAUAAAAAUAUUCUUCUAAAUUUGUUCGUUAAUCAGAAUAGCCACAACCAUGUGAAUAGCAUUCUCUUGGACAAAAAAAAUCACCUGAACCAUGGAAGGAAGACAAAUAAAAAAGAAUGCAAAAAGGUAGUCGAUAAGAACGAUGGGGGAGGAAGCAAAGAGGAUGAUAAGAGUGUGAGGAAUAAUCGCCCCGUGUGUGCGAACAAAAAAUGGAUUGAGCAUUUCUGUUGGUUCUGUUCACUUAACCUGUUAGAUGAAGUCCUAGAGAAGGAAAUAUAUAAAGAGAAAAUACAUCCCCAUGUGUACGAUUUAAUAUAUGACGAGAAUACUUAUUUCGACACGAGCUCCAUGAUGAGUGUGCCUUACGAGUUUGCUCGCUUUAUGCUGACACAACUGGACAAUAACAUUGUACGUGAUAUUAAAAUAAAUAAUAUUAUUAAGGAGGAGAAGUACUUGUUUAAAAAGUUUUGUAAAAAGUAUAGGUAUAAUAAGGAAUAUGGGGAAGUUGGUGGUGGGUCCUAUUCAGGAGGGAGACCCUGCUCUAGCAGCGGUUAUAGCGGCAGUAGUGGUAGUAGCGACAGUAACGGUAGUAGCGGUAGCAGAGGUAGUGUUAAGAGCGACCACAGCUUGGAUUAUCGCAGCAGGACGUUCAGCCCUCGUUAUAGUAAUUAUUUGAACAUACGGAGGGAACUCUUUAACAGUAGUAGGGGUGGUCCCAAUGGCUUGGAUCACGAUAAUCGGGUUAAUCGUGUUAGACGCAGGAAGAAGCUCUUCUACGACACCAACAACUUGGGCAACUGCGACAGCACGGACCUCUCUCACUGCACGAAGGUUUCACUUACCGAAGAGGUGAGAAAGAAUAACAACAGCAACUUGUCUGACACGCUGCCCUUGGGCAGUGAAGGGGAAAGAAGGAAAGAGGCAGGAGAACAUUCCCGAUUGACAUCCGUGGGGGACGCAUCGGAUCGUAAGGGUAGUGAACAGAUCAGCCCCUCCGUCAGCAACUCAAGCACUAGCCGAGGAGCUCUCAGGGGGAAAAAAGGGAGUCAGAAAAAGGAGGCGAGCGAUUCGUACAUGUCGUCCCACAUCGUGUGGAAGAAUAAAAUGGGACGAAGUGGGAGAAGGCGUCAACAUGAGCACAGCUAUCAUAGCGGUAGCAGCUGCAUCGUCGGAAGGGUAGCGCCUGGGGAGAAGAAGGGGAACAAGGGAAAAAGAUUAACAACUAAUAGAAGAGAACUGCGAAGGUGCUGUUUCGCUAAGAGGAGCGUAUGUAAUAAUGUGUAUGUGAAGUAUGACGCGCUGUGCGAUCGUUUAGUGAGGAGAAACAAUUCGUUCCGUAUACAUCGCGUGGAAGAGGGGGGAACGGCGAGUGAAGUCUCAAACGAGGGAGGUGUCCCCCAGGAGACGCGGAAGGAUCGUCGCAGCAGUCGCAACAGUCGCAACAUGCGCAACAUGCGCAGCCACAGGAUAUACAACAAGUACAAGAACAAUUUGAAUUACAUAAAGCAGUUCUACUACAUAGACGAAACGAAGAAGAAGCCCUUCCCACUAUGUCUGUACAAUAUUAUCAAGUCUUACGGGACGAUUAAGCAGUGUUCGCGCUGCUAUUGUUUCUUUAACUCCAUGUGUUGCCAUUGCCUGGAGUGCAAGAGGAAGUCCAACAUGUCGUUAAAGAAUCCCCACUACUUUAUAUUUCAACAUGGGUUAACAGCUAGUGUGCACGAUUUUCAAAAUAUUGUGAAUCCCCUGCUGACAAAGUACCCUCAUUUGUUUAUAUACAUAACAUAUAGCAACCAAAGUCAUACAUUUGAAGGGGUAGAUGUCGGCACGGAGAGAAUAUGUACAGAACUAAAUUGUCUUUUUAAAGUUAUAAAUGACAAAAUUAAUGUGUCCAUGAUUGGACAUUCCCUUGGAGGAAUUUUAAACAGAUCUGUGCUUAUAAAUUUGUACAGAAAAAAAAUGUUUAAAAAUAAAAAAUUGAUUAACUUUAUUACUUUUGCAUGUCCUCAUAUUGGAGUCCACGAAAAUAUGGCCAUAAUGAAACUGUUGUCAACUUAUCUCGGAGCCCACACUAUCGAUGACCUAAAUAAUAAAACUACCGUGUUGCUAAAAAUUGCUAGUGUAGAAAGUAUAAGCAUUUUAAAAAAAUUUGAAAAUAUUAUUUUUUAUGGAAAUUCCCAAUCAGAUUGGCUUGUCGGGAUCCGGACUUCUCUCAUUUUACCUUACACACUUUUUAAUGAAGAGCUUAUUAUGUUUAUAAUAGAGCAAGCGAAGAACGUACCAGAGAUUCCGAUCAAUAUUUUCUCUGUGGUGCAUCUGUACAUGAGGAAGAAGAAGCUGCUGUUCUUUUACUUCUAUCAGGAUUUGAAGAACCCGAAUUAUUUGCUGAACAAACGCAAGGACCAAAAUCGCUUCCUUGACCAGAUGUUACAAACAAUUAUUUCCUCACGCAAGUUACUCUCCUGUUCGCAGAGGGAGAAGUUCAACGUUUUUAUGAACUACUAUGGGGAGGCGGUUGCUAAGGAGGAUGGAAAGAAAGGGAAGGUGAAGAAGAAGAAAAAGUCGUUCCUCCCCUAUGAGGACAGCUUCAGUUGUGAUAACGUACAUGGGGGAGAGGUUAACAACUCUUCCACGUCCCGCAACGGGUCCUCCAAGAGGGAAGACAGUCGCGCGUGCGAGGAGCAAACUUGUAGCAAUGCCCCUGUGCAAGUGAACAGAAGGGGGGGCUCGAUCCAGCAGGACGACAAAGCACCAAUCCUGCACAGCACAAGGGACAAGCCGUACAUGUCGGAUGGAGUGAACGUGCAGAUGCUCCCCAUUCAUUUUAGAAAAAACGUCAGUACAGGAGAGACGAACCGAACAGCACUCAAGGGUGUGUGCCACUCCAGCGAUAAAGUGUCCCCCAUGAAUAUUCUUAGUGUGGGCACCAAGGAAGGUGGUUCUCCCCCCCAGAAGGAGAAGAGGGCAUCCUUGUAUAAGUCACACUCGUAUGAGGAUAUUCAGAUGGAGGGGAACAAGAGGGGGGAAGCGACGUCCGACGUGGUUAGCGGCACUAACGCGAGCGGGAACACGAACACCAACAUGAACAGCGACAGCGCAGAGAAGAAGACAAACAAAAUGAGUUACUAUAAUAAAUAUUUGUGCAUUCCAGACAACUACAAAAUUGUGAGUAACGCCACCGUCACGGAGAGUGGAGGGGCCAUGUAUAGCAAUGUUAAAAUUAACAAUGUGGAGAAUUGUUAUGUGGAGGGGGUAUGUGCUGGGGGUGGAAAAUCGAUUCAAGACAAUCGUCACACGAGCGAUCGCUCAAAGAGUUGUGGUCCCGCGAAAGGAAACUCUACCCCCAUCGGAGCAACUCCCCACAAUGCAAACCAAAGCAACUCCCAGGAGAAUAACAACAAGAAGAAGUUUGGUGACUACAAGUACUUUCAAAAACUUUUCUUCGAGUGCCUCAAAAGGAAAAUUAUAAAUGAUAUAAAGACCCUGGACAAUAAUUUAAAGAAGAAGAAGAUGAAGGAGGAGGAGCAGGUGGUUCCGAGGAAAAGCUUUUCCUUGCAAAACACGAUCAACGCACUGAAGAAUUAUUCCCUGUUCUACUUGAAGAAUGGGUCUGAGGGGAACAGCUUGGAGGGGGGGGCGGCUGGCCUGCAGAACGGUCGCCAGAACUACCAGCCAGUUGCCGAGUCCUCCCUUACCGUCGCGCCGGACCAAGGCAGCACCGUUGGCGAAGGCUCAGAGGCGGUACAAAACAUGAAUAGCGAAUCGUGUGGGGUAAAAAUGACAGAGCAAUUGAAUGUGCCACACUCAAACGAAUCAAACAAGGAAAAGGAAAACAACAUGCUUCAGGUGUUCGAAACGAAGAAUGAAGAGUAUGAUUAUAUAAGUGAGUUUUUUUACACGACAUCUGAUGAUAGUGAGGAAGGCGAUGAGAACGAUGAGUCGUUUGGCGACGAACACGUGGUUGGCAGCUGGACGAAAAGUGAUACACAUAAUGAGCAGGUGCAUGGGCAACCGCAUGAGCAACCGCAGGAGCGCAGCGAUAAUGCCCAGAAGAAUGCCCCAACCACCAGUGGCGUGAAGAAAAAGUGGAAGAGAACGACGUUGCUAAAAGGAAUUACAAAAAACGACAAGCAAAAGUACAAACAGAUCCUGUUUCACAUUUAUACCAUUUCGAAUGAACAGCUGAUUGAAAAAUUCUGCAAAAAUCCUGAGCUGCUCUACUAUGAGGUUUUGUUUUAUUGUCUAAACCAGGUGCCCAUCCAGCGCUACGCCAUUUCGCUCCCCGUGUAUUCCAAUGCGCACGUGCAGAUCAUCGCCCACCCACGCAUCUGUUCUGAGGAGUCCGCCACGGUGAAGCACUUCUUGGAGCAUUUGAUUCUGUGA